This is a messenger RNA of Carlito syrichta (Philippine tarsier), 3789 nucleotides long. It is a transcript of the gene PLCB2, whose product is annotated as phospholipase C beta 2. The transcript has 31 exons. The record is from RefSeq and is a predicted model, not a curated record. Gene Ontology annotation, biological process: lipid catabolic process; phosphatidylinositol-mediated signaling. Bases 189 to 3434 code for a protein of 1081 amino acids. Gene Ontology annotation, molecular function: calcium ion binding; phosphatidylinositol-4,5-bisphosphate phospholipase C activity. NCBI's taxonomy places the organism in Eukaryota, Metazoa, Chordata, Mammalia, Primates, Tarsiidae.
UGAUUUACAAGGCAGAUGGCCUCUGGCUGGAGCCACCCAGGGGGCUAUAAGAGCACAUAGACUUCCGGAAGGCUCAGGGCGGGUGCCAUGUGAGCCCCGCUUGGCUCCCCCUCCUGCCUGGCCUCUUUCCUUCCCUCCUCCUGCCCGCCUGUGUCUGCCCAGCCCUCCAAAGAGGGACGCUUGGCACCAUGUCUCUGCUCAACCCUGUCCUGCAGCCCCUCAAGGUGAAGGCCUAUUUGAGCCAAGGGGAACGCUUCAUCAAAUGGGACGAUGAAACUACAAUGGCCUCCCCUGUUAUUCUUCGUGUGGAUUCCAAGGGCUAUUAUUUAUACUGGACAUACCAGAGUAAGGAGAUGGAGUUUCUGGAUAUCACCAACAUCCGAGACACUCGCUUUGGGAAGUUUGCCAAGAUGCCCAAGAGCCAGAAGCUCCGGGAUGUUUUCAACAUGGACUUUCCUGACAACAACUUCCUGCUGAAGACACUCACGGUGGUGUCUGGCCCCGACAUGGUGGACCUCACCUUCCACAACUUUGUCUCCUACAAAGAGAACGUGGGCAAGGUCUGGGCUGAGGAUGUACUGGCCCUGGCCAAGCACCCGCUGGCCACCAAUGCCCCCCGCAGCACCUUCCUGGACAAGAUCUUAGUGAAGCUCAAGAUGCAACUCAACCCUGAAGGGAAGAUUCCGGUGAAGAAUUUUUUCCAGAUGUUUCCUGCUGAUCGUAAGCGGGUGGAAGCUGCUCUCAGUGCCUGCCAUCUUCCAAAAGGCAAGAAUGAUGCCAUCAAUCCUGAAGACUUCCCAGAAACCGUCUACAAGAGUUUCCUCAUGAACCUCUGUGCCCGGCCAGAAAUAGAUGAGAUCUUCACUUCCUAUCAUUCUAAGGCCAAACCCUACAUGACUAAGGAGCACCUGACCAAAUUCAUCAACCAGAAACAGCGGGACUCCCGACUGAACUCCCUGUUGUUCCCGCCAGCCCGGCCUGACCAGGUGCAGGGCCUCAUUGACAAGUAUGAGCCCAGUGGCAUCAACGUGCAGAGGGGCCAGCUGUCACCCGAGGGCAUGGUUUGGUUUCUCUGUGGGCCAGAGAACAGCGUGCUGGCCCAGGACAAGCUGCUGCUCCACCACGACAUGACACAGCCACUCAAUCAUUAUUUCAUCAAUUCCUCUCACAAUACUUACCUGACAGCUGGCCAGUUCUCAGGCCUUUCCUCGGCUGAGAUGUACCGCCAGGUGCUGCUGUCUGGCUGCCGUUGUGUGGAGCUAGACUGCUGGAAAGGGAAGCCCCCUGAUGAGGAGCCCAUUAUCACCCACGGCUUCACCAUGACCACAGACAUCUUUUUCAAGGAAGCAAUCGAGGCUAUUGCAGAAAGUGCUUUUAAGACCUCCCCCUAUCCCGUCAUCCUGUCGUUUGAGAAUCACGUGGACUCACCCCGCCAACAGGCUAAGAUGGCUGAGUAUUGCCGGACGAUCUUUGGGGAUAUGCUGCUCACAGAGCCCCUGGAAAAGUUCCCACUGAAUCCAGGAGUCCCCCUACCCAGCCCUGAGGAUCUCAAGGGCAAAAUCCUCAUCAAGAACAAGAAGAAUCAGUUUUCUGGCCCGGCAGCCACCAGUAAGGAAGCUGUCGGGGAGGCUGAGGGCAGCUGCACCCUCAGUGCCCCUGCAGGCGAGGACACAGUGUGGGCUGGCGAGGAAGGGACUGAGCUGGAGGAGGAGGAGGUGGAAGAGGAAGAGGAGGAGGAGUCGGGAAGCCUGGAUGAAGAAGAGAUUAAGAAGAUGCAGUCAGAUGAGGGCACAGCGGGCCUGGAGGUGACGGCUUACGAGGAGAUGUCCAGCCUAGUCAAUUACAUCCAGCCCACCAAGUUCAUCUCCUUUGAGUUCUCUGCCCAGAAGAACCGAAGUUAUGUCAUCUCCUCCUUCACGGAGCUCAAGGCUUAUGACCUGCUCUCCAAGGCCUCAGUGCAGUUUGUGGACUACAACAAGCGCCAGAUGAGCCGCAUUUACCCCAAGGGAACCCGCAUGGACUCCUCCAACUACAUGCCCCAGAUGUUCUGGAAUGCUGGAUGCCAGAUGGUUGCCCUCAAUUUCCAGACAAUGGACCUGCCCAUGCAGCAGAACAUGGCGCUGUUUGAGUUCAAUGGGCAGACGGGCUACCUCCUGAAACACGAGUUCAUGCGCCGGCCGGACAAGCAGUUCAACCCUUUCUCAGUGGACCGCAUCGACGUGGUGGUAGCCACCACCCUUUCCAUUACGGUGAUCUCUGGGCAGUUCCUAUCAGAACGCAGUGUGCGCACCUGUGUGGAAGUGGAGUUGUUUGGCCUUCCUGGGGACCCCAAGAGGCGCUAUCGUACCAAGCUGUCACCUAGCACCAACUCUAUCAAUCCUGUCUGGAAGGAGGAGCCCUUUGUCUUUGAGAAGAUCUUGAUGCCUGAGCUGGCCUCCCUCAGGGUGGUUGUGAUGGAAGAAGGCAACAAAUUUCUUGGACACCGAAUCAUCCCCAUUAAUGCCCUGAAUUCUGGGUACCAUCAUCUGUGCCUGCACAGCGAGAGCAACAUGCCCCUCACGAUGCCUGCGCUCUUCGUCUUCCUGGAGAUGAAGGACUAUGUACCCGACACCUGGGCAGAUCUCACUGUGGCUCUUGCCAACCCCAUCAAGUUCUUCAAUGCCCACGACAAGAAGUCUGUGAAGCUCAAGGAAGCCAUGGGAGGUCCCCCUGAGAAGCCCUUCCCACUCAGCAGUCCAGUCACCAGCCAGGUCAAUGGGGCAUCGGCUCCAACGAGCAAUGGAUCGGCAGCAGCCGGGGCCAGGGCCAGAGAGGAGGCCAUAAGAGAAGCCGCGGAGCCGCGGACCGCCAGCCUGGAGGAGCUUCGGGAGCUGAAGGGCGUCGCGAAGCUGCAGCGGCGGCACGAGAAGGAGCUAGUCAACAAGGUGAUGGAGCUGGCCCGAGAGAAGCAGGCGGCAGAGCUGAAGACCCUCAAGGAGACGUUGGAGAGUGACACCAAAGAGAUGAAGAAAAAGCUGGAGGCCAAGAGGCUGGAGCGGAUCCAGGCCAUGACCAAAGUCACCAUAGACAAGAUGGCCCAGGAGAGGUUAAAGAGAGAGAUUAAUAACUCCCACAUCCAGGAAGUGGUGCAGGUCAUCAAGCAGAUCACAGAGAAUCUGGAGAAGCAUCAGGAGAAGCUAGAGGAGAAGCAGGCAGCCUGCCUGGAACAGAUCCGGGAGAUGGAAAAGCAGUUCCAGCAGGAGGCGAUGGAAGAGUACGAAGGCAAGAUGAGGGGUCUGGAGUCCGAGGUGAAGGAGUCGGUGAGGGCCUGCCUCAGGACCUGCUUCCCUUCCGAGGCCGAGGACAAGCCUGAGGGGGCCUGGGAGGCCCCCAGGGAGCCAUGUGAGCAGGACACACCGACAGCAAAGGCUGACGCCCAGGAGAGCCGCCUCUGAUGCCCCAUCCCACUGGGACAUUGAGCAGGGAAGUUCAGACCUUUCUCUGGGACAUGGCUCCAUGUCCCCAGGAGAAAGGAGCCCCAGCACUCUGAGGCUGUGGGGACCUGAGACUCCCUGGAUGGUACAGCCUCCUCCUCAGUAGUCGGCCUAGGAGAGGAGGCAGGACUCAGGUACCAUCAGGGAAGGGGUCUAUCUGGGGCCUAGAAGUCCUCUCCAAGCUGACUUCCAGCUCCUCAUCCCCUCCCCCCGAUAAGUGUCAUAUAUUUGUUGAGGGCAUGAGAAUAUGGACUGGGAGGCAGGAAAUGAGAUCCUGCCCCCACUCGACCUUUCAAGAGGAGCCAGGCAACUCGUA